Fonticula alba is the source of this 1531-nucleotide messenger RNA. RefSeq lists its product as hypothetical. The transcript is spliced from 3 exons. The record is from RefSeq and is a predicted model, not a curated record. Bases 37 to 1524 code for a protein of 495 amino acids. Lineage: Eukaryota; Rotosphaerida; Fonticulaceae. Gene Ontology annotation, biological process: proteolysis. Gene Ontology annotation, molecular function: serine-type endopeptidase activity.
GCCGCCGCCGCCGCCACCCCCUCCCCCCUUCAGGCCAUGGCUCGACGUACCCUUCCGCACGUGGUUGUGCUGCUUCUCCUGCUGGCCGGGGUGCUUCGAGCGCUGGAGGUGGCCGCACCGGCCGAGAGCCGCGACCGUCGACAUGCGGAAAUGCCCACCGGCCCGGGGAUCUGGCCCCCACCACCGGCGUCCAUGACCCCGGACACGGUGCGCACACCGCUCCGGGCCACGGUCAGUCGCCUGCGCGAGCUGGUGCCACUGCUGCAGGCCGAGCGCAAUGCCGUCAUCAUCCCCGACAAGUAUAUCAUCGUCUUCCGCAGCGAUGUGGAUGAUGGGCUGUUUGGGGAGUUUUCCGCCCGCUGGGCCCCGGACGGGCGGAUGAUCACCUUUGGCUCGCGGCUUCGGGCGUUGGCCGCCCGCUUGAGCCCGCACCUGCUGGCGCGCGUGCGCAACCGCUCGGACAUCAUCGAGUACAUCGAGCACGAUUUGGUGGUGUCCAUCGAGGCUCCGGUCCCCGACCGGCGCAUCUUGCCCCCCCUGCUCGGGCCCAAGCGCCCGGGCGGGGGGGGUGACGCUCCGAAUGGGCCGGCCAGCGCGCCGCGCGUCCCCCCGCCGCCCCGGGCCGAGGACCCCGGCGCGAAGACGCGCGAUGUCACCAUCCAGCUGAACCCCACUUGGGGCUUGGACCGGGUGGAUCAGCGCCAGCUGCCUCUCGACCGGCGGUACUACUUCGACGCCGAGGGUGGCCGCGGGGUGGAUGUCUACGUGCUGGACACCGGGAUCCAGCAUGACCACCGGGAGUUUGGGACCCGUGCUCGGGCCGGGUGGAAUUUCCACCGCGGCGGAUCCCUGGGCAAGCCCGGGUCCUAUGAUGACAAUGGCCAUGGCACACACUGUGCCGGGACCAUCGCCGGCAUCACCUUCGGCAUUGCCAAGGCCGCCAAUGUGGUGGGCGUCAAGGUCCUCGGGGCCUCCGGGGCCGGGGCCAUGUCCAACGUGGCGGCCGGCAUCACCUGGGUGACCAAGGAGCACCGCAAGGUGCCCGGGGCUCGGUCGAUCAUCUCCCUGUCCCUCGGGAGCCCGGGGUCGAAUAUCAUCGACAAUGCGGUGAAGAUCGCCAUCGAGGAGGGCAUCAUCCUGGUGGCGGCGGCCGGCAAUGAGAACCGCGACUCGUGCUUCGUCUCCCCGGCGCGCAUUCCCUCGGUGAUCACGGUCGGCGCCGUUGAUCGUGCCGACCACCGGGCCUCCUUCUCCAAUCAUGGCAAGUGCGUGGACAUCUUCGCUCCCGGGGUCAGCAUCACCAGCGCCUGGAUCGGCAACUCCCGGACCAACACCCGAGCCCUGUCCGGCACGUCGAUGGCCUGUCCGCAUGUCAGCGGUGCGGCGGCCCUCAUGCUGGCCCAAGAUGCCUCCAUGGACCAGGUUCGCAUGAAGCAGGCCCUUCUCGACCGGUCUGUCCCGGACCUGGUGACCGACCCGCGGGGCUCCGGCAAUCGAAUGCUCUUCAUCAACCCAUUCGAGUGAAGGCCCC